Molecule: messenger RNA, 2428 nt
Organism: Toxoplasma gondii ME49
Lineage: Eukaryota; Apicomplexa; Conoidasida; Eucoccidiorida; Sarcocystidae
Exons: 10
Coding region: 409-1812 (467 amino acids)
Source: RefSeq, a predicted model, not a curated record
AAUAAUCAGUUGUCGUGCGCGACGACCAUUUGUACCUCUUUGACCACAUUUGUCGAAUGUCGGAGGCGCUUGUGUACGCGUCAGCAGCGUGUAGCAGGCCAUGUAUGAUCGCGUAGCACGCGUACAGCGUGUGCACGCUGCCCACUGCAAGGACGUGGAGAACGAAUAGAUUCAGCCGCCUAAAAAUUUGCUUGUCGUGACUGUUCGGGAGACGGUGUUUAGGGUUAUGAAAAAACGAAUUCCGGAGAAAUCAUCAGUCCCCUUCGGGUCGCCCAUGUUCGCCUCCACUGUCUGUACAGCACACCGGUACAACUCUACAGGAUAUCUAAAUACCCGACAGGUUGCGGCAGUAUUCGAAGUGGCGCGGACAACCAUUUUUUCUGACGGUUGACAGCAUCAUUUGAAAAAAUGGGAUUAUCAAAUGUCAUUUUCCUCUGUUUAUUUUGUUGUGGCACAACUCGUGCGUAUCGAGUUCUCCCGGGACAGGAGGAGGUCCUUGACGCAAAACUUUUGCAGUCCCCUCUUUAUGGCCCGUUGUCAGGUGUGGCAUUCCACUUAGCCAUGAUAUCUCAGUCCCUUUCUCGUGCGCAGAGACAAGCCCUAAACGAUGAAGCCCUUAUGAAGCUACUCGACUCGGUCCAAAUCAGAAGUAACAGGAUCAGGCCGCUGCUCGAAAAUGUUUUCCUUCUCUUGUCGAAGAAUCGUUUGACGACCGGCGACACUGAAAUGCUGCAGACGGAUUUUGAGGCGAUGCAAAACAUAUUCUCACAGAUGCAACGCCAAGUCCAAGAAAUAGGAGCACUGGAGGACAACAACUCGUCACAAGGACCUUAUAAUUCACUGUCACUGCAUGUCCGAGAGGGAUCACAGCAAGCUGCAGGAUUGCACGCUGCGGGCGCGAGUCACACAAAAUCAAUUCCCUCACUCAUCGCCCACUUCCUGACAACAGAAUUCUUUCCGGGUGCAGAAAAAGCUUACAAAUUGGACAGAAAGCUGGACAAUUUUGAGAAUGGGGAGGCACGCCAUUAUUCUGUUGCGGAUGAGUUGUAUUCGGACUGGCGCAACGCACACAGUGGCAUUCAGCGGUCAGGGAAGAGGAUCCUCGCCCUGAUCGCGAAAGUUAAGAAAUCCAUCCCUCGGCUUCCAUCAUCUGAUGAGGAAGAACGUCUUGCAGCUGCAGCAUAUUUUAUGCCAAAAGGUGUAUCUGAUAAAGUCAAGAGACAAAACUGGCACAUCAUCGGUCACAGGCUGGACGAAGCAGAGAACGUUGCUGCCACGCUUGUCCACAGCCUGCAGCAAACCAGAACGAAGCAGGGGAAAAUUGAACACUUCGAUUUGCCUGCGGCCAUCGCGAUAGUCAGUCAGAUCGAGAGUAUUAUCCCCAGGCUGAUAGAGGUGCAUAAAAAUUUGCACAAUUCGGAAGACAGAGUCAGGUUCCUGUGUAAUCGAGCUUAUCGUGACGCAAUAGAAAAGCAGGCGCCUCUGGAGAGAAAUAAUACACUGAGACGGAAGCUCAACAGGCUAAAACACGACUUGAUUUCCAUGAUAAAGGGAGUACGGCAGGAGAUGGCUCUCCUUCUUGGAAUCUCCUCUGGACGAACGACGAACACUAUUGCCCUGGACCUGAUGGAGCCUUUGGAGAGAUUCGCGGAGUUGGAAAGAGAAGCACACGAGCGAAGCCAACCUAGUAGGUUCAGCGCUGAGCUCAGUGAUUUGCGUGCGCUGCUAAGUGACCUACACCGCGACGCAUCACACCUUCGUCGCUUUAUUCAAGUUGGAGACAACGAACUGCAUUCAGGAGAGGAGCUUUGAGCUGUACCACCUAUUUUGCACUAGAACCGCGUCAUCGGUGCUGCCUGGUCGAGAGCUGGGCUCUCCUAAUAGUGACUCCAUAAAGCAUUUUGCCACCCUCCCAAGGGUCGGGAUGCGCGUCAUCAAUUACAUGUACAUCUUUUGCCUCACCCAACACCAUAUCAACCAAAGCAAAGUAAAAUAUCGCCUGUCCUUUGUCGGUUCCUGUCGCUUACACAGGAAUUUUGACACUCAAACCAUGUCAUAAUUGCACGCAAACUUGAUAUCCUUAUCUGCCUCCAAUGACCACCAGCUGCCUCUCUUAUGUGACGGCACUGAGCCCGGCGAGUGUGCGUGUGGCACCCAAACACCCGACAUCGUAACUCUUUUUCGUGCAAUAUUUUAUAUCUGUUCAUCAGGGGAUCAGGCGCCACUUCAUAAGAUGGUUGAGAGCCACAAGGACCUACUGCUGAACCACUUCUUCGCUGUCCCAGCGUCGGCCCAUAAUCCGUCUUAGUAAAACGAUAACGCAGAAAAAAAUGGCUUGUGUCGCAUUGAUGUUUUAGAUAUGAUGUUAUGACUUAUCGGCGAACUCAAAAAGUCCCUCCGUAGCACCUGAAUUGACUGUUUCUAGGUA